AUGGGGCAUUCGGCUGCUGUGUGGGACUUUAGAGCAGCAACUGAACUUACAAAGGACUGGAAUGGAAUUGAUCAACUUGUACUUCGGACGCCACAAGGCGCUUCAGCACGGGUAAGCUUACAUGGAGCGCAGGUCACUUCAUGGCGUAAUGAGCACGGGGAAGAACUACUAUUCACAAGCAGCAAGAUAGUUCCGAAGGCACCAAAAGCGAUACGAGGAGGAAUUCCUAUAUGUUUUCCACAGUUUGGAAACUGUGGAUCACUGGAGCGACAUGGAUUCGCAAGAAACAGAAUGUGGGCAAUUGAUGAGAAUCCUCCUCCUUUGCCUCCAAAUGAUUCCCGUGGAAAAUCUUUUGUUGACCUGCUACUCAAAUCAUCGGAAGAAGAUGUGAGAUGCUGGCCACACAGUUUUGAGUUGCGCCUUCGAGUGUCUCUUACGACAAGUGGAGACCUAUCCCUGAUAUCUAGAGUCAGGAAUAUCAAUGGCAAACCAUUUAGUUUCUCAUUCGCAUACCACACCUACUUAUUGGUUUCUGACAUCAGUGAGAUCAGGAUCGAAGGUCUUGAGACACUUGAUUACCUAGACAACCUUUCCCAUAAAGAACGAUUUACAGAACAAGGAGAUGCGAUAACAUUUGAAUCCGAGGUGGAUCGUCUCUAUCUGAGCUCUCCAAACAUAAUUGCAGUUCUAGAUCACGAGAGGAAAAGGACAUUCAUUAUAAGAAAGGAAGGCCUUCCUGAUGUUGCUGUGUGGAAUCCGUGGGAGAAGAAAUCGAAGUCGAUGGUGGAUUUUGGUGAUGACGAGUACAAGCAGAUGCUUUGUGUAGAUGGUGCAGUAAUAGAGAAACCUGUGAACUUGAAGCCUGGAGAGGAAUGGACAGGGAGGAUUCAACUGUCAGUUGUGGGAUCGAGUUUUUGUAGCGAUCGUCUCGGUUUCGACAGAGGUGGUAUUUGA
Vicia faba (fava bean) is the source of this 954-nucleotide messenger RNA. NCBI's taxonomy places the organism in Eukaryota, Viridiplantae, Streptophyta, Magnoliopsida, Fabales, Fabaceae. The record is from the annotation of a GenBank genome assembly.